This is a messenger RNA of Anopheles arabiensis, 2097 nucleotides long. Its product is annotated as cystathionine beta-synthase-like protein. Lineage: Eukaryota; Metazoa; Arthropoda; Insecta; Diptera; Culicidae. The record is from RefSeq and is a predicted model, not a curated record. Gene Ontology annotation, cellular component: cytoplasm. Gene Ontology annotation, molecular function: cysteine synthase activity; cystathionine beta-synthase activity.
GGCUUUGCAGAAGCUUGCGCCAUUUGUUUGCUGAUCACCGUCCCGGCAACGACGUUCGGUAUUCGUGAAGCUUUGAUUUGGCGUGCUGUUUUGCUGGUGUUUCCGUUCUGUUCUCCCUGUCCCUGUUGGGGGUUUUGGAACAGGAACGAUCCUUUCGAUCGACUCGCAACUAACCCAGCUACCGAGGGCUUGAGCGGGCAGUUCUGUACCUUGUGUAUAAGAGUGUGUGCGUGACGUACCAGCGUGCCGCGUGCGUGUUUCUCAGUCCUCCGAAGCAGACGUGUACAGUCCCACGCAAGACGCCUGCGAGAUCUGCGAUCAACCUGAGCCGCUGCACAAGAUGGCAAGCACCAACACGCACCGUGGCUGUCCGAUGAACGGACAUCUGGCAGCGAGCAAAAAGCCACAGACCGUCCCGGAGGAGGACCCGAUGGCAAACUUUAUCCGGCCCGAUCAACCGUCCCGGUGUACCUGGGCGCUCGGUACGACGGAGACGAGCCCGCAUCAUCACGAGGCACUUGCCCCCAAACCGUCAACGCUGCCCUCGAUCCUGGAAGCUGUCGGAGGAACGCCACUGGUGAAGCUCAACAAGAUCCCCCAGUCCAUGGGCUUGAAGUGCAAUGUUUAUGUCAAGUGCGAGUUCCUUAACCCGGGCGGCUCUGUCAAGGAUCGCAUCGGUGUCCGGAUGGUGCUGGAGGCGGAGCGCAAGGGACUGCUGAAACCAGGCUGCACCAUCAUUGAGCCGACGUCCGGCAAUACGGGCAUUGGGCUGGCCAUGGCUGCUGCAGCACGGGGCUACCGCUGCCUGAUCGUGAUGCCGGAGAAGAUGUCCAACGAGAAGGUGGACACGCUCAAGGCACUCGGGGCGGAGGUGAUCCGCACGCCGACGGAGGCCGCCUUCGAUUCGCCCGAGGGGCUCAUCGCAGUUUCGCAGCGGCUGCAGCGCUCCAUCCCAGACUCGGUCAUUCUGGACCAGUACCGCAAUGCCGGCAAUCCGCUGGCCCACUACGACGGCACGGGUGCGGAGAUCGUGGAGCAGUUGGGCGGCCAGGUUGAUAUGGUGGUGAUUGGCACGGGUACGGGCGGUACCAUGACCGGCAUCGGCCGUCGAAUCAAGGAGUCCUGCCCGGCCUGUCAGGUGAUUGCAGCCGAUCCGGAGGGUUCGAUCCUGGCCGAGCCGGAAGAGCUCAACCGCACGGAGGUAAGCUUCUACGAGGUGGAGGGCGUCGGAUACGACUUCCUGCCGACCGUGCUGGACCGCUCGGUCGUCGACCGGUGGUACAAGUUUAACGAUCGCGUCGCUCUGCCGCUCGCACGCCGUCUGAUCCGGGACGAGGGUCUGCUGUGCGGUGGCAGCAGCGGCGGCAACCUGUUCGUUGGCCUGAAGGAGGGCCAGAACUGUGUCGUCAUCCUGCCGGACAACAUUCGCAACUAUCUCACCAAGUUCGUGUCGGACAACUGGAUGGAGGCGCGUUACUUCAAGGAGUCGGAGAACUGCCACGACCAGAAGUGGUGGAAUGCUAAGGUAAACACACUGCCCAUGGAAACGCUCAUCACUGUGCGCGAUGAUGCGCAGAUUAGUGAUGCAAUCGAGACGAUGAAGCAGAACAAUCGUACCCAGCUUCCGGUGCUGGAUGCCGAUGGAACCAUCAAGGGUGUAGUGCACAUGCCCAAUCUGUUGAGUAAAAUGCUCAACCGGCUGGCGAAACCGUCCGAUCUGGUGCGUCGUGCCAUCUUCAAGCAGUACGUCAAGAUCGAUCACGAGGAAAACAUCGGCCGCGCGUCGCGUAUCUUGGAGAAGGAUAGCUUCCUGCUAGUAACUCGACAAGAGGCGGGAGUGGAACGGCCUGUCGGAAUUCUCACCCAGCGUGUACUGUUUGACUUCGUUGCGGAGCAGGCGGCAACCGUUACCAACGGAAAUGGGAACGCCGAAUAGAUGGAUGAUCUUGGUUUUAUUGGAAAGAACGAACGCAGCUAGCUCUUAGCUGGCAAGAUUGAAACUCGACAUCGAGGCGCUAGGACACCGUCUUGAAAUAAUUGGACGAACGAGCAUAUAUAUUGAAAAUAAAUAUAUAACUGCAUGAAUCACAACUAAAA